Messenger RNA from Panicum virgatum (switchgrass), 831 nucleotides. Its product is annotated as adenylate kinase isoenzyme 6 homolog. The record is from RefSeq and is a predicted model, not a curated record. The transcript has 3 exons. Bases 35 to 574 code for a protein of 179 amino acids. NCBI's taxonomy places the organism in Eukaryota, Viridiplantae, Streptophyta, Magnoliopsida, Poales, Poaceae. Gene Ontology annotation, molecular function: ATP binding; AMP kinase activity; ATP hydrolysis activity. Gene Ontology annotation, cellular component: cytoplasm; nucleus.
UCGAGAGGGAAAAACCUAAAACCCUGCCCUCCCGAUGGCGGCGGCGAACGGCGCCGCCGCUCGGCGCCCGCGGCCGAACGUGCUGGUGACGGGGACGCCGGGCACGGGGAAGACGACGACCUGCUCCCUCCUCUCCGAAGCCGCGGGCCUCCGCCACGUCAACAUCGGCGACCUCGUCCGCGAGAAGGGCCUCCACGACGGCUGGGACGACGACCUCGAGUGCCACGUCAUCAACGAGGACUUGGUCUGCGACGAGCUUGAGGACAUGAUGGAAGAAGGUGGUAUACUGGUAGAUUACCACGGAUGUGAUUUCUUUCCAGAGCGUUGGUUUGACCUAGUAGUUGUGCUCCAGACUGAUAACUCAAUUCUGCAUGAUCGCUUGACCAGCAGAGGCUAUACGGGUUCCAAGCUCUCAAACAACAUAGAGUGUGAGAUCUUCCAAGUGCUCUUGGAGGAGGCGAGGGGGAGCUACAAAGAGGACAUUGUGAUGCCCUUGAGAAGCGACAACGUGGAGGAUAUUAGUAGGAACGUAGGUACAUUGACAGACUGGGUAAAUAACUGGAGACCAUCCUGAUGAGCUAAUUGACCUGUUAAACCUAUAUGUUGCCCUAGGGGUAGUACUCCACUACUCCCCCCUACCCCCACCCAUGACCCACCCACAAAAAAAAAAUGGAAAGACGAACAAAUAUAUUGACUUGGAUCGUAUGCUUUGUUUAUUGGUUUGUAUUGUCUGACGAAGUGGGGUUUAUUUCCCUAACAUAUGUAUGUCUUAGAUUGUAAGAAUACAAUUUUGAAUGUGUAAAUUAUUAGUUUGGAUUUUUCAUUGAGAUA